UGGGCUACGAGCUCACUUAAAGAGUACCCGCCUGACCUGUGUUUGUUUCUUGCCUCACUUUUCGAUCGAUGGCUGCAGGGAACUGUGAAAGAGUCCGGUCCUUUCUCAGCAGACGUGAGUUGGCUUAAAGCCAUGCACGUCACUGAUGUCCAACAUGUACAGAAAGAAGGACCGGACUUUCACCCGUCUUUAAUUAAGAAUUCAUGAUCGCUAGGCGCUGAGUUUUCGGACACCGUGCGCAACAAGAAAAGAAAAGAAAAGAAAAAAGCUAGUUUGCUAGAUUGUGGAUGUUACUGGGACGAUAUUUUUAGAGAGCAUUGUCAACCAUUGUAGGAGGUAAACAGGGAUACAACUACAACGAUGAUAUGGGGCUCAUACUGGAAUGAGGCACCUCAUCGUAUCUUUGGGUGCUUGGAAAUUUGCAGUGGUCACCAGUGGUCUGUGCCUGAAUCCUGGUUACCGGUGGCUAUCAGACACAUAUAUCAUAUAUGAACCAUAUAUAGAUAUAUAUAUAUAUAUUCAUAUAGUAUUUAUGCCAGUACCCCUUUACCCUGCGCCCAGUUUCUUCCACGCUUGUGGCCACUUCGAAGUCGGAGGGUUGUUCACAACCGAAGCGUUUCAGGGGCUGAGCCUUGACACGCCACGUUCGGAGUCGCACCACGGGAAGGGUGGUCAUGCCCAAUUUGAAAGUGGAUGCCGAAGAUAUGUGAUCAAGUCAUUGUCGAAGGAUGACAACAAAACACUCCUCAGGAUCGCAGGUCCACUGAUAGAGAGGAUGCUUUCAGGGUCUACGAUGCUUUGCCCCAUCUAUAUGCACUUCAAAGAUAUUGCCACGGGACAAUACUUUAUGGCGAUGCGCAACCUGACAGAGAUGGGUCCAUGGUGUGCCAAGUACGACCUCAAGGGCUGUGAUGACGACAAGACCUUGGAGGUGAAGGGCCGAGUGAUCCGGCCAGUCAGGAAGCGGUUCUACCGUCCUCACAUGUGGUGCGCCUGUAUGUGGUCUUCCGAGAGAUGGGAGUACUACCAGGGCAAGCUGCGUAGUCAUGGUCCAAGGUUGGGACUUGCAGCCCCUGUACGCGAAGAAGCGGUGAAGCAGAUUGCUUCAGAUGCUGAUUGGCUCAUCAGUCAGAACAUUAUGGACUAUUCCUUGCUCAUAGCCAUUCGUCGCUUGCCUCCAGAAGUGGCAAAGUCCUGUGGCGCAGGUCCGCUUCCUGUGGCGGCAUCAACCUGUGCACCAGGCGUGCACCGAUGGGCAAUGCUUGAUAAAGCCUCUGGUGAGCUUGUCGUCCUUCAUAUGGGCAUUAUAGAUUUUCUGCAGCCUUGGACAACGUCCAAAGUAGCUGCAAUGUACAUCAAAUCCUUUGAGUUCAACAAGGCAACAGUGCCGCCACCUCUUUAUGGACGGAGGCCUCAACCGACAAGCGAUUGGACAGCGGUCUAUGUAAACUUUGGUGUGGGGUCAAGCAACAUCAAGCAUUGUGUUGGGCAAUGGCAGCCAUGCAUAACCAACCAUCAAAUAACUAUUUUGGUGAAAAAAGAUCGAAAAAACAAAAAGCAAAUGAACAUGCAAAAGCAGCGCAAUUUGCUUUGUUUUUACAUUUGUUGUGUUUUUUGUUUUUUCCUGGUACCACUUCUGCACUUAUGA
Durusdinium trenchii is the source of this 1648-nucleotide messenger RNA. Lineage: Eukaryota; Dinophyceae; Suessiales; Symbiodiniaceae. The record is from the annotation of a GenBank genome assembly.